Messenger RNA from Ectocarpus sp. CCAP 1310/34, 2257 nucleotides. NCBI's taxonomy places the organism in Eukaryota, Phaeophyceae, Ectocarpales, Ectocarpaceae. The record is from the annotation of a GenBank genome assembly.
AUGUUGCCAGGAGCACGGCUGUACAACACGGCCAUCGUACGGCACAAAGCCCACAUCAAGAAUGCUGAGUUCUGUUCCCAGCACAAGCAGCAGGAUAUGGUCAAUGUCGUGAGCAAGAGAUGCGGCCAUCCAGGGUGCACCAAGCAACCGUCAUAUGGUAGAGCGGGCAGCAAGAAGCCGGAGUUUUGUGCCCAGCACGCACAGCAGGACAUGGUCGGUGUCGUGGGCAAGAGGUGCGGUCAUCCAGAGUGCGUUGAAAACCCGGCAUUCGGAAAAAAUGGCAGCAAAAAGAGGGAGUUUUGUGCCCAGCACGCCCAGCAGGACAUGGUCAAUCUCGUGAACAAGAGGUGCGGCCAUCCAGGGUGCACGAAGCAGGCGUCAUAUGGUUGAGCGGGCAGCAAGAAGCCGGAGUUCUGUGCCCAGCACGCGCAGCAGGACAUGGUCGAUGUCAUCACCAAGAGGUGCGGCCACCCAGGUUGCACGAAGCGGCCGUCAUCUGGUAGAGCGGGCAGCAAGAAGCCGGAGUAAUGUUCUCUGUACAGCGAGCGAGGUAUGAUCAAUGUGCGACGUGCGUAACGCUAGGAGAAGCGCUAACACGUAUUGCCGCAAGUAUGUGUGGUGUCCUACCCUUCCGAAAGGUGGUUGUGUGGUGGCUCGCUUGGCAAAGGGGUCCUUCACAAACGUUGCCAAGUGUGAACCGUGUACUCGGGAUCGUUUUUGGGCAGGAGUACGGUGACAGGGAUACUCGGGGGUCUCGGGCCCAGUGUUAGUGUAGGUUUGCAAGGAUUGGGCGAUGCAAUCGAGUGGAGAUCACGGAACCGUAUCAGGUUGACGUCAUGCACCGUUGGGGCAACGGGGCGGGAGCACGCCCACUAUUGUCGUGCUUGCAGUAAAUUACAGAUUAUCAUAGCACAGCGGGAUAAAAAGAUGUUGUGUCGGUAAUGUGACCCGAACCAGUUUCGGUUCGAGGAAGUCAUAUUGGAUUCUCUCGUUCGGUGCUGCUGAGGAAGCUCCGAUUAUCUGUUUGGCGGCGGAACCAUCGUCGCGUGAAACGUGUGCGGUAAAUGAUCAGCCAGCUCCUUUGUAGGAAGUGCCCUGUCGAGGAGGUGGUGGACUGAUCCGCCCUGGGUGGUGCCAUUAUUCUGUUGGGGCGGGCAAUGUAGUCGAAGCUUGGUCAUGAAAAUGAAUAAAUGCGCUAGGUAGGGUGGAGGAUGGACUCCCUGUCCCCCGACCGGCCUGGCGCCGAGAAAGUCAUACAGAUAAAGGUGCGCAUUAGACGAUGGGUGCCGGGGAAGAAGCGAUAGGUAGGGCUUGUCACUCAUGGGUGUGCCCUAAAACAACUUCAACGCUUGACUUACGUGCACCUACCUGCCUUGACUAGAGGAUUCUUGCCUCUCCAACCCGACUUUGUCUGACUGUAGACUCGCAUACUUCUGGGUGUGGUUGUGCGAGCUCAGUUGGGGCGUCCCUGCUGUAUGUUUGCUCGUUGCCUAGGAUCAUUCAAUGUAUGUACUGGGUUCUUGGGUGAGGCCUCGAGCCCUUAGGCGUGCGGUUCCACUGAUGCAUUGCCGCGCGCAAACUGCGGUCGGCGCGGCUAUGAAUCUGGAACGAUCCCAAGGCGUCAAGCGUUUACUCACACUACUGUAGUAGCAGGGUGGUUGGGCGGUCUCGAAAACAUUUCUCUCCGACCUGGUGUUUCUGGCACACUCACGGGAAGGAGAAAACAAUGAUCGGCGGUAUGCACAUUUCAACACGUCAGCACACACGCCUCUAUCCAAUUUUCGUUUCGAAUUCGAAAUCGUUUGCCGCCCCGAUACUACGCGUGCAAACAAUUGUUGGCUUGGUGUACAGGCUCGAAGGAUCGACGUUGGCUGUCCACGGCGAGGGUGCAGCAGUAUUCCAGCUGGUCGUGUGCUAAGUUUUGGUGGCCACGAGGGAGCGUAGAUGUUGUUAGGUGGUUAUUGGGCGGUGGGGAGGCCUGUUGACGUGAGCUUGAAUCCGGCCCGAGUCCAGAAGCAGCGCUAAGAGUAAGUGAGUGAAAUCAGCGUGUGGCAGGUGAAGAUCCAAAUCGUGGUUGUUUGCAACCACGGAAAACAUUUGUGCCAUCAUGUAAGAGGUUCACGUGUUCUAGGCCACCGUUGCCGUUGGGAUGGUAUAUUGGGGCGCUUCCUCCUUGCGCACGCGAAGUAGUUUGUAGAUGAGCACGGAGAGGUUGAAGCUAAAUUGUAGUCUUCUUGGUUGUUCUAGAGGAUGCAUU